Sitophilus oryzae (rice weevil) is the source of this 855-nucleotide messenger RNA. RefSeq names its product NADH dehydrogenase [ubiquinone] 1 alpha subcomplex assembly factor 3. Gene Ontology annotation, cellular component: mitochondrial inner membrane. The transcript is spliced from 5 exons. Lineage: Eukaryota; Metazoa; Arthropoda; Insecta; Coleoptera; Curculionidae. The coding region runs from base 279 to 827 and encodes 182 amino acids. Gene Ontology annotation, biological process: mitochondrial respiratory chain complex I assembly. The record is from RefSeq and is a predicted model, not a curated record.
UGGCACACACAUAACCUAUAAAAAAGUGAGGUUAUGGUAGCCAUGUUAUGAUUUUAUUUUAUAGAAAUAAAUUUAUUUCGACCAAGAAUUAAUUAAUUAAAAAAGAAAACAAUAUGGUACAGAAAAAAAUACGUAUCUGUGAAUUAUAUUUCUUUUAGUAUAUGUUUAGUACAAUGAAUACUUUUACUUUUUGAGUGCCAUAUCCUAGCAUAUCAUAGACAAGUCGGGGGUUUUAAUUUUAGCCGAUUUUAGCUUUGUAUCAAAUCCAUCAACCAACAAUGCUUGCAAGACAGAUAUAUAGAAAUGUUAUUAGGUAUUUUUCUAGAAGCCCUCAAUAUUUAAAAGUUUAUGAAGGUGAAGGAAAAACUACUUUACAUAUAAUGAACAAAGAUGAAGAACUUGGUCUUAUGAUAAAUGGUUAUAGUCAGGCUGGCUUUAGAUUGAACAACAAUAUGACUGUUCUAGGCCCUAUGAUUAUAUUUUCAAGAUCAGUUCUCGCUUGGAAUAUUGAUGAUAUAACUGAUGUAACAGAAGAUUCUCUUUGUUUAUUCAAAAUAUUAGAACCCAAAAUAGACAUUAUAGUUUUAGGUACUGGUGAUAAAAUAGAUAAUCACAACUUUUUUAAAAAUUUGUUAGUAUUUUCAAAAAAACAUAGAAUUUCCUUUGAAAUCUUGCCAACGGAAGCUGCUUGCCCUACAUUUAAUUUUCUAAAUGCUGAAGGGCGUAAUGUAGUUGGAGCUAUGAUACCUCCACAGACAUUCACAUAUACAGAAGAUGAUGAGUUAACGACAAAGUUGCGAUAUCAAAAUCUGUAUGAGAAUAAUUAAUAUUUUAGAUAAUAAAUUGUUAGCAUUA